UCUGGCACAAGGAAAAGCACUCAGGAGAGGACAGAAUGGGCAAAAGAGGACACUAGCUCAAGGGCAGGAAGUCUCUGCUUCGUUGAACUAGCCACAACGUCAUCCAACAACAACAAGGAAACGGAGACCAGGAGCAGAUUAGUCAUGGGGGAUGUAGAAACUGACCUCACGCGGUAUGUUUUAAAUGCCACGCAAGAGCAGAGUUUUCCAAGAUCGAAGGUACUGCUGGGUGGGUCUCAAGAAAUGAACUCUGGCAGUCCCUUUCAGAAUUCUGCUCAGGAAAAUAUCAGCCAGCCAGCCGUGUUUCCACAAUCAAAUAUGGAUGCCGUCCAGGCUAAAAGCUCGGAUUCCCGCUUGUCGCAGUGCAGCAUCCCUGUUUGGGAGACCCUUACAGGAAGAGGCAUCAUGGAAGAACCUGACCUGACACUAGUAAGCUCUAACGACAUCAGCGCUGCAGAAUCCGAGCUUAUACCCGGUGAUCAUUUUGAAGUUAGUGACUGUCCCCAGAAGUGGAUGAAUUUCCCACGCAGCUGGAAUAUCCGCCAGUAA
Protobothrops mucrosquamatus (brown spotted pit viper) is the source of this 549-nucleotide messenger RNA. RefSeq names its product centrosomal protein of 295 kDa-like. The coding region runs from base 145 to 549 and encodes 134 amino acids. The record is from RefSeq and is a predicted model, not a curated record. NCBI's taxonomy places the organism in Eukaryota, Metazoa, Chordata, Lepidosauria, Squamata, Viperidae. The transcript is spliced from 3 exons.